Messenger RNA from Corylus avellana, 2067 nucleotides. Its product is annotated as weak chloroplast movement under blue light protein (DUF827). Gene Ontology annotation, cellular component: cytosol. NCBI's taxonomy places the organism in Eukaryota, Viridiplantae, Streptophyta, Magnoliopsida, Fagales, Betulaceae. The record is from RefSeq and is a predicted model, not a curated record. Gene Ontology annotation, biological process: chloroplast avoidance movement; chloroplast accumulation movement.
GUACCAAACAUCAUCAAUCAUCGCUCAGUUUACGAGCACAAGUAAGGGAGUCCUAGGGUUCUGUCUUUUUUCUUCAAACUCAUUCCAAUGGCUGAAACCCUUGGAACAACGGCUGGUUUGAAAACGGAACCGGAAUCUCCUACCGGAAUAUCCGAGUCGGGUGUGAUAAUGGGCGCUGCCAAGUGUGACAGUGUCAGAUCGGAGAUCGAUACUUCGGCGCCGUUUGAGUCGGUGAAGGAAGCGGUGAGUCGAUUCGGUGGAGUCGGUUACUGGAAACCCCACCACAACAGCAAGCUCGAUGAAGCCGAGCAUGACAUAGAAGAGGUUGGCAUUUCAAAACUAGAGGAGCAGGCAGCACAGUUGGAGAAAGAUCUGUUUGUGAAAGAAAGAGAAACAUUGGAUGUCUUGAAAGAACUGGAAGCAACUAAAACUAUUGUUGAAGAGCUGAAACUAAAGUUACAAAAAGAAGCAUCUGAAUUUAGUGUGACCCUUGAGACAGAUAUGGAUGAUAAGAACAUGACUUGUCAGGUGAGAAAUGCAGAUGAGAGCAAUCACGAGAAUCCGGUUUCAGUGGAAGGUUUGAGCUCCUGCCCUUCUUCAACUCCAGGUUUAAUCUUAAUUGAACUCAAACAAGCUAAGUUGAACCUUACCAGGACUACUAAUGAUCUUGCUGACAUUCGAACUUCUGUUGAGUCAUUCAACAAGAAACUAGAAAAGGAAAGAAUCUCACUCGAAAAAACUCGGGAGAGGUUAACUCAAAAUUCUUCAAAAAUAUCCUCUCUUGAGGAGGAGCUAAACCAAACAAGACUAAAGCUACGGUUGGCAAAAGAUUCUGAAAUUAAAGUUGGUUCUGAUGAUGCUUUGGAUAUUUCAAAGGAGCUCCAAAGAUUGUGUUACGAGGCAGAGCAAUUCAAAAAAGUGGGAGAAGCUGCAAAAUCAGAAGUUCUGAGAGCAAUGUCAGAGAUUGAACAGACAAAAGCCAAAAUAAAAACAGCUGAAAUCAGGUUGGUUGCAGCCAGAAAAAUGAAGGAAGCAGCUAGAGCGACUGAAGCUGUUGCUCUUGCAGAGAUCAAGGCUCUAUCAAACCACAAAACCUCGUCUAGAGAAUACUUGCAAAAUCCUGACGGAGUAACUCUUUCAUCUGAAGAGUACUCAUCUCUGAUCCGGAAAGCUCAAGAGGCUGAAGAACUUUCAAAAAGGAGAGUAAUAGAUGCUAUGCUUCAAGUCGAUGAAGCAAAUGUAUCAAAAAUGGAAAUCUUAAAAAGGGUAGAGGAAGCUACAGAGGAAGUCAAAACCAGUAAGAAAGCAUUGGAAGAAGCUCUGAACAGAGUGGAAGCAGCAAAUAGGGCAAAGCUCACUGUUGAAGAGGCUCUUCGCAAAUGGAGAUCUGAGAAUGGCCAGAGAAGACGUUCUGUUCAUAACUCCACCAAGUUUAAGAACUCUUGCCCAUCUCACCAUCGAAGAGAGUCCCAUCUAGUUGACGUGAAUGGGCUGAAUCUGGUUAAUGAUAGAUCAAUGCCUGUUUUGAAGCCAACCCUGUCAAUAGGACAAAUACUUAGCAGAAAGCUGCUUAUGCCAGAAGAGUUUGAAUCGGGGAUGCUGGAAGAGAGAACCUCCGGGAAGCGAAAGGUGUCACUUGGUCAGAUGCUUAGUAAACAAUAUGAUGGUGAUCUACCCUAUUCUCAGAAGGUUGAGAGGGAAAUCGGUCACAAGCAGUUCCCUGCUAAGAGAAAGAAGUUUGGGUUUGCUAGGUUCUCAAUGCUUAUGACCAAGCAAAGUAAGAAAAAGAAGAAGCCAACUCUAAACCUGAGGUAAUCCAGUGAAUCGAUCGAGACCCCCAUCAAGCACUGACUUUUAAUCUAUCUUUUUCUAACCCUCCUUUGCCUUCUCUUGUAGUUCCUGCUUCAGAACUAUGUUUACUUGGGUAUUGGGUUUCUAUGUCUGUACUUUGCUAUUCAUCUUCAUUAUGCUGGUUGUAAAGUUGUUUGUCACAUAUAGCUGGUGGAAGUCAUAUUUGAUCGAAGCCACUAGAGUCUUAUUUAUAUAUUGUGUUCCAUUUGAUGAUUA